CUACUCUUGGCGCUGUUUGAUAUUUUAUACUGUUGUACAGUUUGUUUGGUACGAGCGUUUCUUAUCAAUAAUGAAACCUGUAUUUACUCUAAAAGUUAAUUUUGCGACAUAGAUGAAACUUGCUGGCAGUGUGCGCCGACUGAAGCAGCCUAACCUCGGAGUUGGAGAGGAGCCGUUGUCUUUCGGCCCCGUCUCGACCCUCGACUACAUGACAGAUGAUCUUCACCUGAGCUGAAGUUAAGCCACAUUUGGCUCUUGCCGUUCUCCAUUCAAAGACAUGGAAGCAAGUUUUUUAAAUUUGGAAGAUGAGGCCUUUCCCAGUUUCCUCUGCAAGUCUUUGGACAGCACCACCGGCCGUGCCACACUGGGGAAUGUGACAUUGGGUUCAGGCCCAGGGCUGCCAGUAGCUGCCUCUACAGAGGCUAAAAUUAGAGCUGGGGCUGACAACAGAGGAGAUGCCAUUGAGGCGUCAUACCUAGAGGGCAAACAGCUUCAGUUGGCCAACUUGGAGUCAUCUGUUGGAGAACAGGAAAAGUUUGCCCUCAGUUUCAAAGAUGAUUUGGACAAUGCCGAUGACUUUAUUGCAGCCCAUCGUUUCUCAGGCAUGCUGGUGAAGAUCCCUGUGGAUGAGAGUGCAUCCAGGACCCAGGACUCCAUGCAGGGCCUUCCACCCACACAGACAGGCUCAUCCCAUGGCCGACCCACAGAACUUGGAACUGAUUUGUCAACAGGGCUGCUGACAUUUGCCCAGUUUGGACACAAAGAUAUUACAGAUGCAAAGUCCACCCAGGCUCAGUCCCUCCCAGCCACAGCGGAGGAGUACAGCCCAGAGAGCGAGGGGGCAGACAGCGACCGUUUCAGUGGAAGUAACUCAAGCUUCCUGGCCAAUGAGAAGCUCAUGUCCGUCGACAGCAUUAACAGUGACAUCUCAGAUGAUGACAUUGAUUUGAACAAAUUGCCUGAUGAUGAGCUGGAGCUGUACUUCAAUAAGCUGGUUCCUCCUGCCAUGCAGAGAGGCAGAGUGGAGGGACAGGAGAUUCCCGCAGCAGAACUGAUGGGGGCUGCUGACAGCAUAUCAAACCCAAGUUCUACAGAGCCAGAACAGUGCAGGCACCAGUUCCUCGAUGACCACGAUCAGGAUGACUUCCAGAUGCCGAAUGUGCGGCUGGCUGCUACAGGUAUGGACUCCUGUCCUGCUAGUGAUGAGGAGGACACAGAGGACGAGCUGGAGGCUGCCAGGAGUAACAACAACGACAUCAGAACCAGACUGCUGCUGCCCAGCACCUCCAGACAACUGGUCGGAGAGAGUCAUCGGCCCAGUUUUAGGCCAGGUUUGGAGGGAGGCAGUUCUGAUGAUGAGCCUUUCACUGGCCGUAGUGGUCCACCUCUGUCUGGGAUUGAACACAGACGAUCUGCUGAGGGACAAGUCAUCAACCCUCCUGUCACCGGGGAUGGAGGAGGUGGGGACGGGAGCAGUGGGAGUGAGGAGAGCGGAAAUGACGGAGGGGUGUCAACCAUCCCUCUUCUCCCUACGGCUGUCCCGACAACCUACGAUGUGCUGCGAGGGCUGGGGAUUGUGGGUAGCAGUGGGGCUGGAGAAGACGAGGACAGCGUUUUGAACAAUUUGCCUGGACUUCGGAGGAACAGCCUCUCCAGACACACUGAGAUGGGUGACCGUGUUGGUCCUGUAGGAACAGGAGAGGCCAGCCUCUCUCCGGGAGCCUCAGGGGGAACUCAGAGACUUUCUCCGGUCAACUGGAGCAUGGCCCUGGACCGACAGGAGGCACUGGAUGCCAUGGACAGCACAGAGUUGGGUCCCACUGCUGAUGGAGUGCUGGACUCUAUGUACCUGAGGAGCAGUGCAGGACACAGGAGACUUCACGACUUGUCCAACACAACUGUCACGCACUUUCAGGGCACCCAGGGGAGUUUCCAUCUGUCCCAGAUGCUACAGCCAGAAUUUGAUGAAAAGGAUGAUGAUGAUGAUGAUGAUGAUGAUGACAAUGGUGUGGAUGAAGCUGAUGGUGCCAGGCUGUCUUUGGGCCUAAGGGGAGGGCCUUGCGGUGAUGCUACAGUGGCUGAAGCCUCAGAUAAUACCAGUGAGGAUGACAACAACCCCCUCUCCACCUCCCUGGAGCCCAAGUAUUUCUCCCAGAGCUUCCACCAGGAACAAGACGACUCAGACGAUGGGUGGAACCACUGCCCAGACAGUCUGGAGAUUGAGUUUCAACAAGGUGCCAAUAUCAAUCCUAGUGUGGUGUAUCAGAAUGAAGAGGGGCAGUGGGUGACAGACCUUGCCUACUACUCUUCCUUUGAAAAAGAGGUGGAUGGGAACACACCAGAGCAAUUUGGCCAGUGUCACACAGAGGACUUUGUUCCUGCGUGUAAUGCCAUUGACAAGAUCGUUAAGGAUCAAGAGGAGUUUGAGAAAGAGCACCAAUUUAUGCAGGAGGAACAGAUUGAAGCUGCCACUGUCAGUCCCCUUCUUGCUGACUCUUCAUGGAAGCUGCCCAGCAGCAGCCACAUCCUGAUGAGGGCUUCCCAAGUCUCCUCCGAGUUUGAGCAGGGGAAUCAGAGCUACCUGCGCCUCUCUUUAGGGGCAUUCUUUGGGCAACGAUCUGAAGCUCUUGGUUGUCUAGGCAGUGGUGAUGCAGAUGGAGUAAAACGGCCGUCCUUUGGAUACAUCAUUACUUCUCCAGAGAAGAGGGAGCCAUUUCCUCUGAUUCGCCCGUCAGACUUCUCAUCUAGAAACAACAGUGUUCACAAUGAGACUUUUGAACUCAGUGAAACAGACAAAACACUCAACCCAGAGGACCUGGACAAAACCCUAGAAGCACCAGGUGAAAGGAUGCCCCCUAAAGGUGAUACUGAUACAGAUCCUUGUGAAAAAGAGGAUCGCUCCGUCCCUGUUGCCCUGCCUGACCACACUCAGGGCUCUGACUCCAUACUUUGCACAGCCAACCAGAGCAGCAUCUCCCCUCUCAACAGCAGCAGUCCUCUAAUGCUGAGUAUCAGCACCAUCGCCUCAGCCAUUGCCGAUGCCUCUAUCAGCUCUGAUCCGUCCCAGCUGGCUGCCAUGAUGCUAGAGCUGUCCAAGAGGAGUAAAGCCAGGAGUCGGCCUGGACAUGCCAUGCCAGCUUCCAGCACCGCUGAGAAAACGGCCCCAGUUGAACAUACCCACACUGAGGUGGACCAGAGUGCCCUCCUUGAUGCACAGCAGAGGAGCACCUGUGUUGGAGAGCUGAGCGCCUUUGAUAUGGAGAAGUACCUGAGAAAGGCUGAUGCAUCCAACGUGAGCAGUGAUAUUUCUAUAGCACACACCACCUUUGACCUGACUGGUUUGGCUGACAACCUCAGCAACUCCCAAGGGAAUUCAGAGAACAGAUAUCCAGAUGAGAAAAAGGGGAACUGGGUGCAACCAGCAGAAGCUGAUAAACAGAAGCCUAUGAGUAAAAUGAGUGAAGAGAGAGACAGAGGACAAGAGACAACAGUGAACAUUAGCUUGUCAGCAACGCAAAAGACAGCUUCUCGUCAAAAGUCAUUGUCCGUGUGUAAUAAGGGUGAUUCAAGAAGAAGCUCCAUUCCCCGUCCUAAAGCAAAUGGCAUCCUAACAACAUCAUCCAGCUCUGCAAGAAGGUCUGUGGGCUCAGGACAGUCUUCCACAGUUAAACUCCCUCCAAACAGUAAAGCUGCUGCCACAACAAAAGCUGCAGCAGAUGAUAACAAGGCUCCUCCUGCUACCAAGACUUGUGGUUCUUCAGGCAGGACCUCAACAGAAAAUGGAGUCAAGCUAGGAAAAGUGCACCCACAAGUAUCCAGUAACACUCUAACUUCACAAAAGAGUGAUAAUAAGCUUGCUACCUCACCUGGCGUGCCAAGAACCUCCUCAGGUGUGAGGAAAGGACGAUCUGGUUUGCCUUGUCUCAAAAGUUCCUCUCCCCCCACCCAAAGGAUAAAGAGUACAAGCCAGCAGCAACUUGACACAUCCAGCAGUCCUCCUGAGAAGAAAUCCCCACCCAGGAGUCCCGGUGCUGCUCCACCACCCUACAGCUCUGUGGAGAAACAUGUUGGCUUGUCCUGCCAAAGCACCCAACCUCCUAAACAUUGUACAUUUGAAGUGUUUAAAGGUUGCUCUGAGCCCCCUGUGCUUGGUGUGGAGGAGACACAGUGUAACUUCAGACCAUCCACCUCUCCUCUCAUCCACUCCUCUCCAAGUCAGACCUCCUUCCCCAGUGCUGAUAGUAUGGUGUCGUCUCCAUCCUCCGGUGGAGGUUUGACAGGCAGACGUCCAGGCUGUGACCUCUCUCCCCAGUCCACCUGUUCCAGCCCCAGUCUCAGCAGACUCACAUACAUCUCAGUAAAUGACAGCACUGUCAUUCCCACGCCUGAAAGGCCAAAGAAUAACUGCACCAUGUCACUGAGCACCACCAUCAUCAGAGCCAGUCCAGUCCCACCUGCUGAGCCAGAUGAGCAGUCUAACCUUAACAUUCAUGGUCCUUCCAAAAGCCUUGACCAGCUGCAAACCCACCAGUCUAAAAGUCUAGACCCACUACCACCACACCAGUGUAAAAGCCCAGAGCCCUCACGUAGUGGUUCUGCUCUUAGCUGCACCCGCAGCCAGAGUGAAUGUAACUACCACUGUUGUGGCAAUGGAACCUGUGACCUUCCAGCAGGUGGCGGACACCACAAGCACCACUUGGAGUCUGGUGUACGGCAGCUUGCUAAAGUGGACUCAGGCUACUCCAGCAAUCUGAAUAUCCAGCAACCUGCUAGCACCCUAGGUCUUCAGAGCUCACAGCAGUGGGGAGCUGCUGGCUCAGUCUCAACCCAGGCCUGCCCUGCAGGACGCCUCUGCCUGCCUCCCUCCUACUCCUCAGAGGACCUGCGUUAUGUACCCAUGUCGAGCUUUAAGCCCCAGGGUGCUGGUUUGGUUGACCUGCCCCCCCACGGGGGAGUGUCGUCCCUCCUUAGUGGACACUCACUUUUUAGCUCCCAGCUGCCCCAGCAGUACUUAGGAUCUGAUGCUCCAUUACAUCCUGGAGCUUAUCACAUUGGACCAGCUGGAAACAAUCUCUACAGUGUGCCCUCUUCAGGCCUUUCAAACAGUGAACAACCAGCAAGACACCUUCAUCUCACAUCAGGUCCUCUGGGGGUUUCUGGGUCUGCUGGGUACCAGCACCUCCCAGGACACCAUCAGAACCAAAUGGACAUGGGCGCGAUGGGCAUGGGAAAGCCUUACAGUCAGCAUGGUGUAGAGCCAUGGGUGGCUGGCAGUCUUCAGGAGCUUAGAGGUCAAGUGGUGGUACCAGAGGAGCUGCAGUUCCCUCAUGCCUGCUGCGUGGGCAUUGCCUCUCAGACCACCCUCAGCCUGUUCAACCCCUCUGAGAGAUGGCAGCAAGUCUUGAUCAGUGUCAGCAGCCUGGCCAUAGAUGGAGAAAAGGUGGACAGCUUGCCUUACCAGUGGCUUAUUGUGAAGAACAAGACGGUCAUUGGCCCUAAGACGACAGAAGAGCAGAAGGUGUUGUUCAUUCCUCCCAGGGCCGGUGUCUACCGAUGCGUCCUGAAUGUCUCCUCCUGGCCUGCGUCCGCUGAGUCAGAGGUGGCUGCCAGAGCUGAAGUCUUUGCCAAAAGAGUGGUGCUUGUUGCCAUAGCUGAAAAUCCUGCCUUAGAGGUUGAAGUUGGCAAAACUGACUGCUUGGAUUUUGGAGACCUGACAGCAGGUAGUGCCAAAUCCCUUCCUCUCAAACUCCUUAACAGGACUCGUGCCACACUACCUAUCCGCCUGGUCAUCAGUGCGAAUGUGACGGCCUGGCGAUGCUUCACUUUCUCCAAGCACCCCAUUGCCAUGACAUCUGAGGCGUCACUGCAGGUGGGUCACAUGACCCAGGUGUCUUCUCCGUCGGUGAUGAACCACGUGAUGCAUGCCAGCUAUGGAGAGAACCCAGAGAGUUUCAUGGUUUGGGUACUCUUCAGGGCCCCUCACAAGUACAGUUCCUCUUCAGGAGAACUUGGUCCAGCUGAUGAGUAUAGUGCUCGGGUGGACAUUGAAGUGGACUGUCCUGGUCCGAGUCAUGUGAUCAGGAGUAUUCCCCUCAGGGCCAGGUCUGGAAUCGCAAGAGUCCACGCUCCUAAAGACCUGCAGACUGUCAGCCUCUCUGCUCCACUGGGUAAAUCUAGUCAACAGACGCUGCCAUUAAAGAAUGCAGGCAACAUUGAUGUGCAGCUGAAGCUCAAGAGCAGUGAUGCUGAGGACUGUUUCUCGGUGAAGCCUGAUGAACUGUCUCUGAGAGCAGGAGAAGAGCAAGGCAUUGUUGUCUCCUUCACUGCACAGGGCAGUAAGAAAUUAAUAGAAAGCCUGCUCACCAUCUUGGUGCUGCCAUCAGGCCCUCAGUAUGAGGUGACCCUGAAAGGAGUGGUGAGCCCAGAGGACGGUGGAAAACCUGCCACUGCCUCUGCCGCGAAGUUGGGCCCCGGCAUGGUCAACAACAUUCCCCCAAUACUGUCGAACAAACAGUUUGUUGCCUGGGGAGGGGUCACUCUGGGAAGAGCUGUCCAACAGAAGCUGGUUCUGAGAAACAACUCACCCAACACCACACAGCAGCUACGUCUUCUGAUCCGUGGACAAGACCAGGACUGCUUCCAGCUCCAGAGUAUGUUUAGUGUAGAGGAGCGUCUGACCCGGCAUGGGGAGCUUUCCAUUCGUCCCAGAGAGGAUGUGGCCGUCCACCUGCUUUUUGCACCCACCAGAGUGGCUUGUAUGCUGGCCAAACUGGAGAUCAAACAGUCUGGAGUCCGGCCCUCACAGCCAGGGGUCAAAUUCACUAUACCUCUGUCGGGCUACGGUGGCACCAGUAACAUCAUCCUGGAGGACCAAAGGAAACAGGCAGAUGGCUAUGUUGCGACACUUACCAGCAUUGCUGUUGGUCGUGUCAGCAAGGUGUGUCUGUGUGUGAGGAACACCGGCUCUAGGGCAGCCUUCAUCAAAGCUGUUGCCUUCUCCGACAUGCAGACCCGAAAAAUUAUGGAGCCAUCCAUCGUCAGCCUCGCCCCAUCACAGUUCAUAUUGAAGGAAAGGACACAAGAGGUGAUCACGGUGCUGAUGAAGUCCACGCAGAGAGAGCAGACCCUGUGUCAGUCGGCCAACGCCCUGCUGGCUACUGUCUGUCUGUUCUGUGGAGACGAGGUCUCCAGGCAGCAGUACAGAAGGUUGCUGCAGAGCAAACCAGAGGCUGGGAGGAAGGUUUUGUCAGAGAACAGCUUGCUGAAGAACAUAGACUUCAACGAGAAGUUCCUGGGAGAAGAACAAGUAACUGAGACCUACGACCUGCCCCAGAGGCCCAACGAGGCUCACAUCUUCUAUGGGAACAUGAGUAAGGUAGUCGUGUCUCUGCUGGGCAGCACAAACAACUCUGACUCUGGAGAGAGUGACCACGCUGAGCUGCUGCAACCCUCUGCUCACCACGCUUCAGAGACAGACAGUGGUUUUACAAAUGGAAAUGUGUCCCUGGAUGUGCUGCCUGUGAAGGGUCCUCAGGGUCCGGCCCUGAGAGUGUCAGAGCCCUCCUUGAAGGUAGCUGCAGAGCCGUCAGCCAGGCAGCAGGAGUCUUGGACCAUCCAUCCAGAGCAACUUGUGCUCACUGCUCCCACCAUCAAUGGUGCAGCCACCACCAAGCAGGUUCAGAUCAGGAAUGACACAUCCAGAGAGCUGAGCUUUGAGUUGUCGUGGCCUGCCCACUGCCUCACCAUUACCCCUCAACACGGAGUCAUUGAGCCUCAAUGCCACCUGCAGAUUCUGAUCAGCCCAAACCCAUCACUCGCAAGCAAAUACGCCUUGCUGCCAUGGAGUGGACAAAUCUAUGUCCAGUGUGAUGGUCAGCACAAGUUCAUCAAGGUCCAGAUUCGUCAGGACCUGGCUCUGGAUGUGUCUGCAGCUCCAGCUGAUAGGAGUCUGGCGGCCCUGGCUCCUCAGGCUGCCACUCCCCUGCUGCCUGUGGUUAGACCCCACACAAAGCCCUCCCAGCCCCCUCUGACCCCACAGACACCUCAGGCCCUGGUGGAAAUCAGCAAUAAGACCAUCAUCUUCCCCACCACCACCUCUGGGGAAACCUCAGAGGCCCAGCUGGAAGUGGAGAAUGGAGAAGAGGAAGUGAGGUGGUACCUGUCAUCUUUUGCUCCUCCAUAUGUCAAGGGGGUUGACAACACAGGUGAUGUGUACCGGGCCACCUACACUGCCUUCAGAUGCUCCAGAGUCUCUGGCACUCUGGGAGCCAGGGAGAAGAUGCAGGUGCCUAUUACCUUCUUGCCCAGAGACCGAGGGGACUAUGCCCAGUUCUGGGAUUUGGAGUGCCACCCUGUAUCUGAGCCCCAGCAGAAGACCAGAAUUCGCUUCCAACUCUGUGGCAUGGGAGUGAAAUGCGGGCCAGUAGAAGCACCACAGGAAGGAGACUGCUCUCUGGUGAAGACAGAGGCCACAGUCAAGCCCAGGAAGAGAGCUGAAGUUGCAGCAGUCAAAACAGGCCAAGAGGAGGCUGUGCGAAAAGGUGUGUAUUCCCCCCAGGAUCUGUACACCUUCCCAGCCACACGGGUGGGUGAGUCCAGCACUCUGAAGGUCAGCGUACGCAACAACUCUGCCGACAUGCAUGAGCUGAAAUUUGUAAACCCUAGGGAUCCCUUCCACAUCAAGCAUUCCAAAUAUUCCUUAAGAUCACAGCACUAUCUGAAGCUACCCGUCCAGUUCAAGCCAACCACAGCAGGCACACACGCUGGCUUGCUGCUCAUCCAAUCAGAAACAAGUGGAAGUCUCGUUAUUCAGCUGACCGGUGAGGCCUUGCCUUGAAUUAUCCAUCCACCAUCCUACUACAGCUCUUCCUGCUGGCUGGCUGGCUUUGAGUGGUUACCCUCCCCUGCACUAUUCAUCGUAGGAUGGAUGAGUGACAGAGCAAAACAGAAAAUACUGCUAUGGGCCUCAUGAAGAAAGGAAGUCUGGACUUAAACCUUCCUCCUCGUCUUACUUAAGAGACAUUCAAACAGUGUAGACUAAAACGGAGUACCUGGGACUGACUGAGACUCUGUAGUGCCAGCCCAGCCCUGUUCUGUCCACAUCUCUCCAUCCAACCUGGCUAAGGCACAGGUGUCCUCAAUUGGCCCGUGAAAAAUGAUUUUGCCUGUUUGUGCCUGAAGCUGAAUGAUUUGGUCUGACGGGCUCACAAUUAGUCUGCACAGCUCUUGCAUUUCAGAAAGCUAAUGAUUUUUGUCACUUGACUCUGGAUCUGGCAUUUGCCUUAGCCCUGAGUCAUGUCACAAGGCAGCAUUGUUGUUGCCAUGGCCCCUGUGAGACAGCAGUCGUAGCACCAGUUGGACUACGUUGGGGAUUACUUUGAUUUAGUUUCACAGGAAUGCCUUUGUCUCUUGUUUGGUAAUAUGGCUGCAGGGAUUUUGGUUAUUUGGAAAAGCCACACUUACCUUUUUGCCUUGUUAUGUGAUAGAAUAUCUGGAAAUGGAUCUGGGCCUCUUCUGAUGCUUGAAUUUUUGCCCCAAACUAGAAUUGCUGUAAUGAACUAGUGAUCUUAACAAGACUACAAGAGACUUAAGCAAUGCAGUAGAUAUAAUUUUGCCCCCUCUGAGUCAGUUUUAUUUUCAUCUACAAAUCUUGGUCUGUCUCCAUUGUGCCACAGUUUCUUGUCCAUUUUCUGUGCUGGCAUUGUUACUAUGGCAAUGGCUACCUGGCACACAGUGCCUACCUGCAUGGCAGCCUUUGUCAGUGCCAUGUGUUGACUUGCUGGCAACCUCCAAGACUUGCACCAAGCAGUCCAGAUGCACUUAAUUGAGUCACGAUCAGGACAGCUCCCAGCAACAUUAGGAUGGUUAAUUAUUGUUAUUACAUGCUAAAAGAGUUUCCCCUGGUGGGGUUUUUGUUCGGCAGCUCGCCAGGCCAGCUUGGUGUGGUUACCAUGGCAAAAUGGCGUUAAUCACUGUUCCAGUCAGAGAGAAUUAGAUCUCCAUUUCCUCUUCUGGCUCCAGGGUGAAUGGCCAGAAUUGCUCUGGAGUAUUGGAUUCACAUCCAUUAUCGGGUGGGGAGCAGGAAGUGGAUAAGGAAAAUGUAAAUAAACAUUAUCAGGAAUGUGUAAUUAAGCCUAUAAAUGCGACACAUUCUGACAAUGUUUUGUGGAAUUUUAAAAACACUAGUGUGGAGCAUAUUUUCUAAUUUGCAUCGCAAGUAUGAAGGCCAUAUGUUAUCAUAGUUUGCUCUCAACACACCCUUAAAAUUCUUGACACAUCUUUUCUAGAAUUUGCACAUGGUUUAAAUUGUUUAUUCUGUAAUAUAUUGUCAGAUAUGCACAUUUUAAAUAAAGUUUUGUGAUAAAUAA
Messenger RNA from Myripristis murdjan (pinecone soldierfish), 10367 nucleotides. RefSeq names its product centrosomal protein 192 (gene cep192). Bases 278 to 8836 code for a protein of 2852 amino acids. Gene Ontology annotation, molecular function: protein kinase binding. NCBI's taxonomy places the organism in Eukaryota, Metazoa, Chordata, Actinopteri, Holocentriformes, Holocentridae. Gene Ontology annotation, biological process: protein localization to centrosome; centrosome duplication; mitotic spindle assembly. The record is from RefSeq and is a predicted model, not a curated record. Gene Ontology annotation, cellular component: centriole; cytoplasm; pericentriolar material. The transcript has 52 exons.